Beta vulgaris subsp. vulgaris (sugar beet) is the source of this 747-nucleotide messenger RNA. Its product is annotated as protein EPIDERMAL PATTERNING FACTOR 1. Gene Ontology annotation, biological process: guard cell differentiation; stomatal complex development. The record is from RefSeq and is a predicted model, not a curated record. NCBI's taxonomy places the organism in Eukaryota, Viridiplantae, Streptophyta, Magnoliopsida, Caryophyllales, Amaranthaceae. Bases 93 to 458 code for a protein of 121 amino acids. The transcript is spliced from 3 exons.
UAUAACUUUAGUCCUCCAUCAUAUAUCCACUAUAUUCAGAGCUUUCCUCAAAAGUUACAACCCAAACUUGUUUUGGAGCCACUUUUUAAAACAUGAAAUUCUCGCUUUGUGCUUACAAGUAUUACAUACUGGUAUUAUUUUUCUUGGUUUUGCUCACUGUUGGUGUUUCUACCCAUUCCAAGCCCAAACAUCAUAUGUUAGCUAAAUUACUGAAAAGAAGUUCCAUCAAUGGGGAUUCACAUCACUCCACCCGAAAGGGGGUUCCGGUUGACAGAGAAGAGCUAGGAAGAGAACUAUACCCAAUGGGGUCAAGUUUGCCAGAUUGCUCACAUGCUUGUGGAGUUUGUGCCCCAUGUAAGAGGGUAAUGGUUAGCUUCAAAUGUGCUUCUGAGUCUUGCCCUAUAGUUUACAGAUGCAUGUGCAACGGCAAAUUUUAUCACGUCCCUUCUUCCAAGUAAAAUAGCCUAUUGCUUCUUCACCUUUUAAUUUUCUCAAUGUUUUUAUUUUUUCUGAUUCAUGCAUGUCAGAAAACCUUAUUAAAUGACCUGCCACUUUUACGUAGUAGUUAUUUCUUGUGAUUUCGUUUUUGUGAAAUUAUUGAGGCGGAGCACAGAGUUAACCUGGCCCUUGAGAAUUUUUUUUAGAAUUACUUAUUAUCAUGUACUUCAAUUUGUUUAUCCACUAAAUUUUCCCUGUUAUGUCCUGUUGACUUCGACAAUUAUAUCAAUAUUAUUGUCAUCUUAAGAA